Molecule: messenger RNA, 5631 nt
Organism: Megalopta genalis
Lineage: Eukaryota; Metazoa; Arthropoda; Insecta; Hymenoptera; Halictidae
Gene: Btk29A
Product: tyrosine-protein kinase Btk29A
Biological process (GO): intracellular signal transduction; protein phosphorylation
Molecular function (GO): protein tyrosine kinase activity; ATP binding; protein binding
Source: RefSeq, a predicted model, not a curated record
GAAAUAUUUUUGAGUAACAACAAAGUGGCGGGCAUAGAACAGGAUUAGGUUAGGUUCGAACCAUUGUUCCGAAAUAGUGGUUGAUAGAGAACAGGAUACGUAGAGAUAAAGUGGCGAGCAGAUAACAGUAAAGACCCCAUAAACGCAUUGUAUUAUUAGAACAGUCGUGUUCGUGCGUUUGAACAUCGAACCGUGUACGUAAUUCCGUCUUGCAACGAGAGCGCCUAGGUUAUAUCGAUUCGAUUCUUUCAACGAUCACGACACGUCCGUUAUUUGUUUACUCGACAAUAUAUGUACUUCGACCGGUGACGUUCCCUCCGGAAUCGUGUAAUAGUUAUCACUGUGUGUUUAAGAGGAGCAAACGCUGUCCGUGCAAAAGCAAAACAACAUGCAAGAGGUAGCCUGCGAGACCGCCAUCUUGUUUUUUUAAAAUGAGUCAACAGGUAUUCCCUGUCGGCCAAGUUAACGCGUUAACGCUGCCAGGACGUCGAACUCCGGCCGGGAAUUUUCGUUGUUCGCCGAAUAAAUCGUGGCCAUUGAGACGCCGAAAGUGUCGCUCGAUUUUACAGUACGAACCGCUAGAAGGGCGCGCGACGUUUCGGGAUAAACGCUCUACUAACGUAGUGAGGUAUUUCCUGCUAUCUCGUGAGUUUCCAACGUCUUCGUUUGACAGAUUGUCGGUGUGUGUAUGCGUUCCGUUCCACGUGAAUUCUUUGUUUGGGCACCGGUCAUGUUUCUGACAAGCAUUAAAACUGCGGCGUGGUAGCGGCGAGCUCGUACAUGGGUGGCCCACCGUCGGUGAUGGCGGGGAAAGAUGGGAAGCUGGAGCCGAAAAGCGGGGACGUGGUGAGGCAGGGGUUCAUGGUGAAACGGUCUCAGAACAAGAAACGUUUCACGCCCGUCAACUACAAGCAACGCUGGUUCGUUCUGACCAGGCGCUACCUCGUUUAUUACGACGGCGAUGGAGAGCGGCGCAAGGAACGAGGUAGAAUCGCGGUCGAGAGCGUCCACGUGGUUGAAACGGCGAGCCUCGGGAGCAACGCCGGCGGCGGCGGCGGCGGAGGCGGCGUCGGUGGCGGCGGCGGCGGCGGCGGCGGCGUCGGCAGCGAGAUGGCCGGCAGCGAGGCAGGUACCGGCGGAAGCGGAGGCGGCGGAAUACCACCUGGGCUACCCUUUCAGGUGGGCUAUCGAGAGGCCGGCCAAGAGUACACGCUCUACCUCCUAGCCGCCCGCGAGCAGGACCGCGCCGAGUGGAUUCGUGCGAUCCGUGCUGUGUGCAGCGAGAAUCCGGGGCUGAGCGGUCGUUAUCACGCCGGACUCUGGAGUGGAAAGCGCUGGUCCUGCUGCCGGUUGUCGACACGCUCCGCGGAGGGCUGCGAUACUUGCAGCUCCUGGUCCUCCAAGCCGUUAAAUACAACGAACCCGUCCUCCACGUCCACUUCGAGCUUCAACUCCGCCGCCGGGACCACCGUCGCCACCUCCACCACCACCGCCGCCAUCACCGAUCGACCACAGACGACAAACUCCGAGGCCAAUAACAACCCCAUCGUUCACUCCCAGGCUCGCUCGACAAUCGGAACCCCCUCGACUCCCAUAAUGCCGGGGGGCACGCCAGGAACUCCGUCUUCUAAAACAAAGGACAAAAUAAUGAUGAGAACGAAGGUGGUGGUGGCUCUGUACCCUUUUCGAGCGAUCGAGGGGGGCGAUCUUUCUCUCGAAAAGGGCGCUGAAUACGAGGUGCUGGACGAUUCUCAGGAGCACUGGUGGAAAGUCAAAGACGAACACGGAUCCAUUGGUUACAUCCCCAGCAACUAUGUGAAGGAGAAAGAGCUGCUGGGUCUCCAGAAAUACGAAUGGUACGUGGGCGACAUGUCCAGGCAACGCGCGGAAUCAUUGCUCAAACAGGAAGAUAAGGAAGGAUGCUUCGUUGUCCGCAAUUCUUCUACCAAAGGGCUCUACACGCUUUCCCUCUAUACUAAAGUCCCGCAUCCUCACGUGAAGCACUAUCACAUCAAGCAGAACACCAGAGGAGAAUUUUAUUUGUCCGAGAAACACUGUUGCGGCUCUAUACCAGAUUUAGUGAACUAUCACAAGCACAAUAGCGGAGGUUUGGCCAGCAGAUUGAAGACCAGCCCUUGCGACCGCCCUGUACCACCUACGGCUGGCCUUAGUCAUGAUAAGUGGGAGAUCGAUCCUGCAGAGCUGCAUUUGCUGGAGGAGCUCGGAUCCGGACAGUUCGGAGUGGUUCGCAGAGGGAAAUGGCGCGGAUCCAUAGACGUUGCUGUCAAGAUGAUGAAAGAGGGCACCAUGUCCGAAGAUGAUUUCAUCGAGGAAGCUAAAGUGAUGACAAAACUUCAGCAUCAGAACUUGGUCCAGCUGUACGGUGUUUGCAGUAAAGACAGGCCGAUAUACAUCGUCACCGAGUACAUGCGACACGGAUCUCUCCUCAACUACCUCCGUCGCCAUGAAGCAACAUUAGGAGCGAAUGUUGGUCUUCUGUUGGACAUGUGCAUACAGGUUUGCAAAGGAAUGGCUUAUUUGGAGAGGCACAACUACAUUCACAGAGACCUUGCUGCACGCAACUGUCUGGUUGGCUCCGAAAAUGUAGUGAAAGUCGCAGACUUUGGAUUGGCAAGGUAUGUGUUGGACGAUCAGUACACCAGUAGCGGCGGCACCAAGUUCCCAAUCAAGUGGGCACCACCGGAAGUCUUGCACUACACUCGCUUCAGUUCAAAAUCCGACGUUUGGGCAUACGGGGUACUCAUGUGGGAAGUAUUCACUUGUGGAAAGAUGCCUUAUGGACGCCUAAAGAACACCGAGGUCGUCGAGAGAGUUCAACGAGGAGUGAUCUUGGAGAGACCCAAGGCUUGCUUCAAGGAAGUUUACGAGGUGAUGCGAAAAUGCUGGGCCCAUUGCCCCGAGGUGCGACCAUCGUUCCGCGUGCUGAAGGAACAGCUGAUCAGCGUAUCUCAAGGUCUGCUCAAUGAUUGACUCAACCUUCUACGGUGUAUGCGGCUGUCGUCGCCAUCGAACCGGUCAAUACAGGCGACCAAGUCUCCCUCGUUGGAUCGGUCGCCGUCAAUACUACCAUCCUCGAACUCCUCGUCGUCGUACAAUUCGUCGACGCUGCCGUCGUCGCGUAAGAGCCGCGCGCCAGCCUCCCUGCCGCCAUCGGUCGAUUUUCUACAUCUCUCCUCGUCCACGUGUAAAUUGAAGAAAGAAGGGUCAUCCUCACCGAGUACACCCGGCCACCAACCUAGUCAACCAUCCUCAAGCUCGUCGAACGUCUGUGACAUUUGCAGUUCCUACGGACACCCGUGGAUUGAGAUUUGCAAGGCGAUACGAGCCACGAAAGGCAAAUAAGAAUUCUUUUUCUCAAGCGUGCGUCUGUGUGUGUGUAUGCAUGUAUCGAAACAUACCUGUGUAAACGCAACUAGAGCUGUUCAUUUCUCGAGACACCCGGGUGAUGAAGAAUUACCCGAACACACGGGCACCUCUCGCGAGUUACCCGACGCAUGAAAUAGUCGAGGUUUUGCAGGCUGGAAAGGGCGCAUCUGAAACGAGAAACAGAAAUCUGAUAAAUGCGUGAAAAUUGAAUGGAAAUGUACAUUGUUUUGUAUCGUAUUGUAUAGUGACCUCUCGACUAUCUCAUGCGUACGGAUAUCCUGUAGAAUACUCGGCUAGCCGAGUAAUUUUUACUUACCCGGAUAUCCGACGGGUAUCCGAGUAUCUUGUUAGCUCUAAUUGCAAUCUUAUACGCCGGAAGGAUCUUGAUGCAACAAUUGUUCAGCCUGCAACGCCACGCAUCCUCAUCCCCUUCUUCCUUCCACGUCCUCGCUCGUCCUUACACGAUCUUAGACGUACCAGGUGGCGUGCCUGAAAUCGAACAAAUCGCAUUUCGUAUACCGAACCAUUUUCUUCAACUUCGAAAAGUUUUCAUUUACAUAAUUUAUAUGUCUCUGUCGACAUUUUUAUAUUCCCUCUUUUAGCGCUAGCCUCUAUCGCCCGCCAUCGCGCGAUCCUGAAACGGCUUUUUAUAGACAGGAUGGGGACUGUGCGCGCCACCUGGAAUUUUGUUCUCAAACUAUUGCGAUUUUCCCGCUCGAAAAAUAACCCUCCCCCGCUCCCAAAUCCCGUAUGAUUUUCAGUCUCUCGAUUCCAUACAACGAUAUGGAUGCAUUUACGAAUAGAACAGUAGUAUUUAUUGAGUGUCCUCGAACGGAUAUAACUAGUAAGUUGUGACUCUUCCGUAGGAGCAUAUACUGGUCUUUUUUGUUAUCAACUUUUUAACGGAACACAAUAACGUAACUCUACGAACGGAGAACAAACUUUAUUUCUGCUUAACGAAUGAAUUUAAUAAAUGAAUGUUUCACUUCUGUAUUAUAUACUAUGACAAUUUAAUAAAAAUAGAAUAAAAAAAGGAAGAAAAACACACACGAGGAAUCAGCGGAAUUAUUUAUAGGUCUAGAAAACCCAGAUAGCGACGCGUACACGUCGACAAUUAACGGAAUGCUCAAACUGUGACGUCACUAGUCUCGCUCGAAAUUUGCUACACCUUCAAUAACCGUUUCCUUCGACAUUUCGCACAGGAAAAUGCCAAGCAUUUGUUUGGAUCCCUCGGUCGUCGAAAGAUACAGGCUGUCCCAUUUUAAUCUAGUAAACAACACUAUAAUGCGUUGUCUACCGUGAUAUCUUGACGAUUGUCUGGGCGGUAGUUGACGUGUUAAAUUUGUCAAACUUGACCGAUUGAAAGUUAUGGAAAAAGUUCAAGAUACUACGAUUCAAUAUGGUGGAAUAGAUUAGUUAGAAAUGUGUAGCUAGUAAAUUGUAUUAAAAAUGGCAAAUAAUUGAACUCUAACCUUUGAUUUGAACGCUAUUUUCAAUUAAUAGAUUAGAAUGCGACAAUCCGUAUUGAGAUAAAAGUAUUAUGGACUUACUUGUAUGGAAAGAAAUGGAAACUGCUUCCUCGCAAACGCGUCAGUAUUCUUGUUACCACUUAUUCACUCGCAAACCUCCGAGAUAUCGUUGAUUAUUACGUUAAUUAAAACCGCCACUGAUGCAACGUGACUCGAAUGUUACUUUCGACGUAAGAAUUUAAACAUAAGACUUUGAUUAUUUGAACCAGAAAACGUUAAUUCUUCACUGCGAUAUCUACGUCUCAACUCCCGAUUCGCGACGCAAGAGGUGCCGACCGUCACUGACAGAGCGCGAAUUUUAAACUGCGCAUAUAAAGUUUCGAGUGGGAGUAUCUUAUUUCGAUGCGCGCGCAUCUAGAGGUCAUACUGUGUUCGACUCUAGAUCGCUUCUAACCUAGUGGACUUCUUUCGAACUCACAAAUUUCAAAGCAAUUACAAUGUAUAAUUCGAGUAUAAGUGUAACUAAUAAUUUCUAUUAACGGUUGUUUUCUCCCUCGAAUGAAAUGUCAUGAUAAAAUUGAUGCGCGGAAUUAGUAUACGUGUACCAUUUUACACUGUUUGAUAUUUACGAGAGUAUUAGGAUCUGAAAUGUUCAUAACUGUAAAGUAAAUAAAUGAUAAGCAUGCGAUUUGUUAUCGGUUUUACUAGUGUCAACCAUUGCAGGUAAUAAUUGUAAAAAGAUUACGGUGUAUCAAAUAAACCAUUCAAAGUAAAA